UUUCCGGGGGACUAAAUUACUGCCGCACCGCGCCAAACUACAAAUAUAAACGCCAGUCAACUUCACCACAAGGAAAAGAUAAAUAUUUAAAAUGCCUGUGAAGAGAGCCCUUCAGUUACAAGACAAAGAAAACAGCCCAGCUAAGAGGCAAGCACCAAACAGGGACUAUUCCCCUAUGACUGGAACCCAAUUGAUGAGUCCCACGACAAAACCUGCAGCAGGUAAUUCCAGAGCAGGUGGGAAGAAAACGAAUCCCCCUCAAACAAAAGAGCCUAUGACAGACGCUGAGAGAAUUCCGUUCCUCAGGUCUAAGGUGAAAAAAUCAUUCAAGGACCUCAUGAAAUACAGGCAACAGCUGGAAACAUUAGUGCCAGUAGAGGGCAGUAGUGAGCUGAGGAGUCUCUUGCUGAUGAGUCCUGCUGAUCUACAAACUGAACUCAAGAGACAUGAGAAUCUGUGUGCUAAGAUUGCAUCUUGUGCACAUAGAGCAGACACAAACAAGGGCCAUUUCCAAGGGCUGAAACAGACUGGCAGCUCUUACGAAUUUCUGAAGGCAGUCUUAAGCCGCUGAGGGAUCAUUUCUCGACGUGCGACAUGGGCGGCAGCUGGUGCCCGCUCAAGGUGGAUCAUGUAACUCUCUCUUUAUCACUUCUAGAGGCUGUCUGAAGGACAAAAACUUAAGCUGACCUAAGAAAACACACAUUUGUCACACUUACAGUUGAGAAGAACGAGAACAACAUUUCAGAAUUCAACAAUUUGGGUUGUUCACAAUGGGCUGUUAAGCUUCAUAAGAGUUUUAAGAUGUGUAACCAAGUACGGUGUGACCGGACACCAAGAUAUGGUUAAUAUUAGCACCAUCCAUUAAAAUUGUAUCAUGCACUCUGGUAUUGUGGCUUUCUGUUUAUAUGGAGUAAGACAGUCAAACCAAAACCUGUUCAUUCUCUCCUCAUUCUGUGUAUGUGUGUGUGUGUGUGGAAGCAGACCUCGCUCAGGCUGUAACACACUAGCCCCUUUGUGACCUGAUAACAUUUAUAGUUGUAAUGGAUUUUUUUUAAUGGCCGUCAUUAACUCGCACCAAGAGGGGUAAAAAAGAUUGCUUGUACUUUUUCCCCUUGAUAUUUCAGCUUUACAGCAUUAUGUUCUGAUAUGUCUCCUUCCAUCAUUUUUGUUUUACAGCUCAUGAAGUUGAAGCGUUUUAAUGCGUAGCUUUAGUACUAGCCUCGUCUUCAGUCACUGCCAAGA
Labeo rohita (rohu) is the source of this 1242-nucleotide messenger RNA. It is a transcript of the gene itgb3bp, whose product is annotated as integrin subunit beta 3 binding protein. Gene Ontology annotation, biological process: CENP-A containing chromatin assembly; regulation of DNA-templated transcription. Gene Ontology annotation, cellular component: nucleoplasm. The record is from RefSeq and is a predicted model, not a curated record. The transcript has 9 exons. Lineage: Eukaryota; Metazoa; Chordata; Actinopteri; Cypriniformes; Cyprinidae. The coding region runs from base 92 to 571 and encodes 159 amino acids.